Messenger RNA from Caenorhabditis remanei, 474 nucleotides. RefSeq lists its product as uncharacterized. The record is from RefSeq and is a predicted model, not a curated record. NCBI's taxonomy places the organism in Eukaryota, Metazoa, Nematoda, Chromadorea, Rhabditida, Rhabditidae. The transcript has a single exon. Gene Ontology annotation, biological process: embryo development. Bases 1 to 474 code for a protein of 157 amino acids.
AUGGAUGCCAGCUGGCUUUUCUCAAUUGAAAAAAUGCCGAUUUAUGAAAAUGUAGAUAAGAUUUUCUUGACCGGAGACUCAGAAUCAGCAGAGGCGAAGGAUUUCGAGUCUUUUAUAACUCGUUACCCAAAUUUGAAUUCGUUAAGAAUUCAACCAGAGAUUAUUGGAGAGCUCAGCGAAAUGAUCGACGCUCAAAAGGUUCGGUUAUCGAAUGCUGGAAAGUUUGGAACGAGUCUUUUGGAAAAAUUCGAUGGUCGACAUCUUCUGUUCUCGAAGUGGAUUGUCGAAGAGAAGCAGCUUAACGAGUUCAUUAAGAAAUGGAUGAAAGGGGAAGGAUAUCAAAGCUUGGAGACGAUCGAAGCCUACUUGAUUCUCAAUAGGAAUAUCCGAAUUGAUAACGUGGUUAAUGAAUUGGAAACAGAACGAUUCGAUCGAACAAAAAGACCGGAGCAUUUUAAUAUGGACAAUGAGUAA